Oryzias melastigma (Indian medaka) is the source of this 3122-nucleotide messenger RNA. RefSeq names its product cation/H+ exchanger protein 2 (gene cax2). The record is from RefSeq and is a predicted model, not a curated record. Gene Ontology annotation, biological process: intracellular calcium ion homeostasis; calcium ion transmembrane transport. NCBI's taxonomy places the organism in Eukaryota, Metazoa, Chordata, Actinopteri, Beloniformes, Adrianichthyidae. Bases 176 to 2398 code for a protein of 740 amino acids. Gene Ontology annotation, molecular function: calcium:proton antiporter activity. The transcript is spliced from 20 exons. Gene Ontology annotation, cellular component: endomembrane system; membrane.
UGUUUCAUUUUUGACUACAUUUCCCAACAUUCUAGGCGGCACAACAUCCGCUUUGUGUAGCGGAGCGACAGAAGCGCCUGAUCUGAUUGAGGGGGAGGUGUGUUAGGCUAAAGUGUGUCACUGUGGGGUGUUUUAUUCGUUAAAUUAUUUAUUGUUUGGUCUUCACGCGGCGGGAAUGUCUCUGUCGUCCACGCAGAGCUCAGACACGACCAGUCGCAGGAGGAGGCCGACAGAAUUGACAUUAGAUUCUUCAGGCGGUCAUGAUGGUCACGAGGAGCUCCAUGAACAGCUCAUGGCGUCAAACAGUUGUGUUUCGUCUCCACACCUUUCGUCAUGUCCUGCAGUAAAAUGCAUGCCUGCACAUCCAUGCACAAGCCAUCAUGCUUGUGAAGAAAGCUGGGAGAUAAUCCCGAACAAGAGAACCAUAAAAGCUGAGAACGAGGUGGAAGCCAACAAACUCGUCAAUAACUACAGAUUUGGUUUCAGAAAAUGGAAGAGCCACGUGACAGAGCGGCCGUUCGAAGGGCGCUCAGAUGUGGUGAAGGAGCUUUACUCUGAGCUGAAUGUCAUUAAACCACACUCGGGUCCAGGUCAGUUCAUUACGUUUGGAAAUAUAGUCUAUGUUUUCCUCUUCGGUUGGUGGGUGUCUCUGGCACAUCUUUUGGUCGGCACGUUCAUGUUCAUUACUAUAAUUGGGAUUCCCUAUGGUAAGCUGUGCUGGACGUUGUGCGGCUACUUGCUGUGGCCAUUUGGCAGCACAGUUCAUGAGAUUGGGAAAACCUUAAGGAGAUGCUGUGAACAAGCGCCAGACUGUGAGUGCACUGUAGACCUGGAUGAGGACAGUUCUCCGGUUCUGUUGCCAUCACCGACAGAAAUAUCUGAUCCAGAGCUGCUAGAGCGACCCCAACGCACCCCCUAUUGGCAUCGCCUCUCCACCUACGUGUGGCUGCUGCUGGGAUACCCUCCCCUGGUGAUUGUUCACUCUCUGGCCUGUUUCAUCUCCUGGAUCCUGGUUUUCACCAUCCCAGUUGCCAAACUGAACGCUCAGACUCUGAGUGUCAUUCUGCUGUUGCCUCCUGAGGAUGUCUCCAUCUCCAGCAGCUCCCAGAGACAGCAUCACGGCUAUGAGACCAGAGCACGUUUGUGCUGCUACCACGCGGCUAACUGGUACUACUACAAGUACACUGUUGAUGGGAUCAACGUUUUUGCCGUCAACCUCCUUCCUCUGGUCAUAGUUGCUCUUGUCAUUGGGUAUGUGGACAGAGGAAACCAGUGGGCCAGCUCUGAUGUCAAAUUUGCCACAGCUGUUGGCUCCAUCAUUCCUCUGUCUUAUUAUAUUGGCAUGGGAAUUGCAAGUAUCUCCGCACAGAGUAACUUUGCAGUGGGCGCCGUGGUCAACGCCACCUUUGGGUCAAUCACAGAACUGACGUUUUACAUCACAGCCCUGCUCAGAGGCCACCGCGAAAACAACCCGUGUCUGCAGGAGGUUGUGAAGGCGGCGCUGACGGGCACCCUGCUCGGAUGCAUCCUCUUCAUCCCAGGCAUUUGCAUGAUAAUUGGAGGCUUGAAGCACAGUGAACAAAGGUUUAACAGUCGUUCUACGGGCGUGAGCUCUGCCCUGCUUUUCAUUUCUGUUGGAGGUGUGUUUGCCCCCACGCUCUUCUCAAAGGCUUAUGGGAACCUGGUGUGCGACUCCUGCACCAACUCCAGCAGCGGCCUGUUUGUGUGCCACAACUGCCACUACGAUCUGAAAAACAGUACGCUGUUCCACAGCCAUGUCGAGCCACUGGUGUACUCAGUGUCCACCCUCCUGCCUAUCGCCUACAUCAUUGGUUUGAUUUUCACCCUGAAGACACACUCCCACAUUUACAACAUUCACGUUGGAGAAGGACAGGUGACUGAGCACCAUGAGACGGUGGUCCACUGGUCGCGGUGGCGGUCUCUGGUCAUCCUCAUCAUAGCCACCGUCCUCACAUCCGCCUGUGCAGAUCUCACUACGGAGCACAUCCAGCCCAUACUGAGCCAACCAAACAUCUCGCAGUACUUCAUUGGGGUGACCGUUCUGGCGAUGGUUCCAGAGAUCCCAGAGAUCGUCAACGGGAUCCAGUUUGCACUCCAGAACAACAUCAGUCUCAGUUUGGAGGUUGGGAGCUGUAUUGCGGUUCAGGUCUGCAUGCUGCAGAUUCCAAUCCUGGUCGUGUUUAACGCCUUCUGUGAUGUGGGCUUUGAACUGCUGUUCAGUGACCUGCACCUGUGGGCCAGUAUAUUCAGCGUGAUUUUAGUCAACUACAUCUUCAUGGAUGGCAAGUCGGACUAUUUUCAGGGUACAGCGCUGGUGGUCGUCUACCUCAUCCUUUUGGCUCUCUAUUUUUUUGCUCCAUCUCCAGCCGGCUGUUGAACGCAACUUGUUCCGUUAAAAGUCAGAAUUUUUAAGUGCGGUGACAUUAUCUGUGGAUCUUUGACUGAAUUUGAGAAUGUAUAAUAGUUUAAGAUUUUAUGUACUUUUGAUGACAUCUUUUAAUUUUAAAACAGUCGGCAGGAAGUUCUGCUAAAAGUUCUAGCUUAAAAUAGUGUUUGUACUACUGAAAGAGAAAAAGCUGUUUUUAUCAUGCACAACUGAUGUUUUCAGGUACUGUUGAAGGUUUGGACAACUACUGUAAGCCAUACAAUGUGAUCAAACUAACUUGCACUUUAUAGAUAAAAAAUGAAUAAACAUCAAAUUGUAAAAAGUAUUCGUCUGCGUUUUUAUUGUUGACACAGACAAAAAAAAUAAAAAUACAAAACAGUGCAGUCUUAUUUGCUUUGACAGAUCUUUGUCUCCUCCCAAAUGUUGAAAUGAAUUGACAUGCAGGCCUAAGACGUGCACAUGAACAUCAGUUUGAAUGCAUUUAUCCAGCAGAUUAGUUUUCUAUUUAAAAACAAAAGCAGAUAAAUAAAGCCAUAACAUUAUAAAAAAGGUGUUUAAAAGAAAAGCACUUGGUUAAAAACAUUAGAUGGAUGGAAAUAAAAGGCUGAGUGUAAAGCUGGUGAAUUGGUGGCAAACGUGCCAGGAAGGAUCCACAGUAUUUAAGAGUUUCAGUAACGUAACAGGAAAAAAAUAGAGAUUUAAAAAAAAAAAAAAA